This is a messenger RNA of Physeter macrocephalus (sperm whale), 1952 nucleotides long. RefSeq names its product sushi domain containing 6 (gene SUSD6). The transcript has 10 exons. Bases 957 to 1859 code for a protein of 300 amino acids. Lineage: Eukaryota; Metazoa; Chordata; Mammalia; Artiodactyla; Physeteridae. The record is from RefSeq and is a predicted model, not a curated record. Gene Ontology annotation, biological process: DNA damage response.
UCCGCGGGCCUCCCCACCCCCCCCGCGCGGUACAGCUGGGCCGGUGACGCGCGUACUGCUGCUGUUGCCUCUGCUACGGCCGCCGCGUUCCAUUCUCCUAAGCCGGCGACAUCCUCGUCCCCUGUCUCCCGCCUCCUCCUGCCGCAGCGCCGGCCAGCGCCAGCCAGACAAGGGCACACGGGGUCUCGCCUAGACCCAAGAGAGCUGCGGGGGCGCGCAGGCGGCGGAGUGGAUCCCGGCGCCGCGGAAGCUGCGAGCGUCCGCCUCCCGGAGGUCGCCGCGCCGUUCCCCGGGAUCUGAAGAAUAGGCCGGCCUGCUGUUGAGGCACCACAAACCAAGUCAUUGCACCUCGAGACAAGUCUGCUCUGACUCCCAGGCUGCUCUCUUUUCCUUAUUUAUGGUGGCCUGAAGACCUCCGUGAAGUGCAUCAAAGUGUUUCCUGUUGGCUUGGCAAAAGGAAGAGCCCCCGUUUCCAUCACCCCAUUUGUUUUGCACUUGAUCAGAUCUUAGGCUUCAUGGUGGAAUCGGUCCCUUGGCCCAGGUAAUGCAUACACAAAGUACAGCACUCAAGAAGAUGAAAAGGGAAUACAUACAGUGAAAAAUGAGCUUUCUUCCCUGUUAACCACUAGAUUCCCUCGCUGACAGCACUUGGUAGCUACCAGUUUCUUGUGCAUCAAUUCCAGAGAGAGACUUCCAGUGCAUACAGUUGAACUUGCUCUGAGUCCGGUGGCAAAGGCAAAGCCAGACUCUGGUGUAGCAGCUCUGAAUCAACAGCCAUCUCUCUCCUCCUCUUUGCUCGAGCCUCCAUGGCAGGCAGCAGGGCAGAGCCACAGCAGUUUCUGAAAGCUCUGCUGAGCCUGACAGAUCUCCAGGUGAAUCUACCCAGGGCUGACUUCAGUGUUCUUACUUCUGGCUUUUAAAUUUUUUCUUUUUAAAAUAACUUGGACGGAUGAAAGAUGUGCCAUGGCAGGAUAGCACCAAAGAGCACCUCAUUGUUUGCCGUGGCCUCCGCGGGACAUGGAGUGUUCCUUCUGCUGGCGAUUCUUAGCGCCCUCCUUGGAGACGGACUCGCCUCAGUGUGUUCCCUGCCCCCGGAGCCAGAGAAUGGUGGCUACAUCUGCCACCCCCGGCCCUGUAGAGACCCCCUGAACUCGGGCAGCGUCAUCGAGUACCUGUGUGCUGAAGGCUACAUGUUGAAGGGUGAUUACAAAUACCUGACGUGUAAGAAUGGCGAGUGGAAGCCAGCCAUGGAGAUCAGCUGCCAUCUCAACGAGGACAAAGGCGCCCACGCGUCGCUUGGGGUCCCCACGCUGUCCAUCGUGGCUUCCACUGCCAGCUCCGUGGCACUCAUUCUCCUCCUCGUGGUACUGUUUGUGCUGCUGCAGCCAAAGCUGAAGUCUUUCCAUCACAGCAGGCGUGACCAGGGGGUGUCCGGGGACCAGGUUUCCAUCAUGGUCGAUGGAGUCCAGGUUGCGCUGCCGUCGUAUGAGGAGGCUGUGUACGGCAGUUCCGGUCACUGUGUGCCGCCCGCUGACCCCAGAGUGCAGAUUGUGCUGUCAGAAGGGUCUGGGCCCAGUGGGAGGAGCGGGCCAAGGGAGCAGCAGCUGCAGGACCAGGGGGCCUGCUCCUCCGCAGGCGGAGAGGAGGAGGCCCCGGGCCAGUCUGGACUGUGUGAAGCCCGGGGCUCUCGGGGCUCGGAGACUGUGAUGGUGCAUCAGGCAGCCCCCUCUUCCUGGGUGGCCGGCUCAGGGAACAGCCGAGUGGCACACAAAGAAGCCCCCGAUUCAGAGAACAGUGACAUACAAAGCCUCACGUCGGAGGACUACACAGAUGAUAUCCCACUGUUGAAAGAAGCAUGAGGGCUGCCGCUGGCUUCUCUCCUCUCUGCCCUUCCUCCCUCUCCCUGUGGGUUUGAGCACCGCGUACUCCAGCUGCCCUGCCCGGAUACCUGA